Molecule: messenger RNA, 1785 nt
Organism: Cyprinodon variegatus (sheepshead minnow)
Lineage: Eukaryota; Metazoa; Chordata; Actinopteri; Cyprinodontiformes; Cyprinodontidae
Gene: gas1b
Product: growth arrest-specific protein 1-like
Exons: 1
Coding region: 357-1106 (249 amino acids)
Biological process (GO): regulation of cell cycle
Source: RefSeq, a predicted model, not a curated record
AGAUGGGAGGCUGGAGCUAAUGUGGGUUAUCGGAUCCUCUCUGGAAAAGCAAAACUUCACACAUUUUUAAGGGGAAACAGUGAGUAUUCUGGACUGGUUUUAUUGGGCUUUCCUUUUUUUCUGACGUCGGGCUGCGAAACGAUGGAAAUGGACUGAAAUGGAUAAGUUUCAUUUCUGAAAGUUUCCAAAAAUGGUUUUAAUAGCGCGGCAGUCCCUGGUGGCCAGUUAUACACUUAACUGCGGCGCCUCGCUGCCUUAAAACCACCAUCUGUGAAAAUAUGAGCAAGGAGACUUUAUGAUGGAGACGCUAUGAAGUCAGCUUUACAUCUUUGGAUCAAUUCAGUCGUGCUACAUUAAUGGAGCGGGUUCUACUGUUGAUAUGCUGCGAGUUGAUCAUAGCCAUCGGUUUUUCUGGUGGAUCUCCGAACCAUAAGCAUCGCCCCGCGUGUUGGAAAGCCAUCCUCAAGUGUCACGGAGAACCCGACUGCCGUUACGCGUACGACCAGUACAUCCAUGCCUGCGCGCCCGUCAUCAGCGGCGUGCGCAAGAUAUGCCCCAGUCACUGCAUAUCAUCCCUGAUCCAGCUCAAUCUGACCCGAAACGGCCCGGAUCUGGAGGACUGCGACUGCGCCAUGGACCCGGUGUGCAGGAGCACCCAGCAGGCCAUCGACCCGUGCGUACCGCGCACCCGCGCCAUGGGAUGCACCGAAGCCCGGCUGCAGUGCGAGACGGACCCGGCGUGCAGCUCGGCCAUGAGGGAUUAUUUGUUCCACUGCAGGAAACUUUUCGGGGGGCAGAGAUGUUCGGAGGGCUGCCGCAAAGUUAUCGCCAACAUGCGCUCCAUACCGAAAGCGCUGCAGCUUGACGCAUGCGUCUGCGACGGCUCUGAUAGGAACAUCUGCGAAUACAUCAAGCUGAGCAUGAGGACUCUGUGCUCGGAGUCCAGCGAUGGAGGAAGCGGAUUCUCAGACACUAUGGAGGACACAGAUGAUGAUGAUAUUUACCAGGAUGAUUAUUAUUAUGUUGACAGUUCAGGAAGCUCUCAACCUUAUUCUGCACAUCUUAAAAUCAUCAUCUUAGUGGUUAUUUUCAUGGGAUUUAUCUGAGGAGGAAAAAUCAUUCAAAGUUUUUUUCCACCAGGGCCAGCCUAAACAUUUAUGAGGCCCUCAGCUGAACUGAAUUUGGCCCCACACUCGUAGUUUAUUCCAUGCAAAUUCACAAGUAAGAGAGGAGGAGUUAACAAUGAAAUUAGAAGAGAUCACAUAAAUGCAACCCAGUUUCACUACAAAUGAGAGUUAUAUGUAUAUAGUUAGCUGCAAAAUCAAAGCUCCUUAUUUGCAACAAGCGUGUGCUCGGUUUUAGUGGUGCACUACAAAGUUCAUGCUGUUAAAAUACUCAGUGAAAUAAAAUAAUUUUACUCAAGAAAUACUAAGUUUUUCUGGUUCUUGUUUAGGAUGUUUCUCUAUAAAUCUUAAUGUAAAACCAGAAUAAUGGAAAACACUACAUAUAAAACUGUUACACAAUACGGGGGGAUCCUGUUGAAGAUUUAGUUUAAAUAUUUGUCAUUUAUCACAGCAAGUAAAACCAUCAAUUUCCAAGCCCAACUGAGAGCCGUAAGCAGUUGAAAAGUUUAUGUGUAGCUUUGGGCUGGCUCUAAAAUGUAAUCAUAAGAUUGGUUUGACGUGUUUAAGUUCAUCUUCACAGCAUUUUUUUUAUGUUAUUGUAUAGCGGUAGUCCUUUACCUAAACAUGCAGUGUUUAUUUAAAUGUCACAUUAUGUAAAAAA